This is a messenger RNA of Hipposideros armiger (great roundleaf bat), 2600 nucleotides long. RefSeq names its product PWWP domain containing 3A, DNA repair factor (gene PWWP3A). The transcript is spliced from 15 exons. The record is from RefSeq and is a predicted model, not a curated record. NCBI's taxonomy places the organism in Eukaryota, Metazoa, Chordata, Mammalia, Chiroptera, Hipposideridae. Gene Ontology annotation, molecular function: nucleosome binding. Gene Ontology annotation, biological process: chromatin organization; DNA repair. Gene Ontology annotation, cellular component: cytosol; nucleus. Bases 212 to 2326 code for a protein of 704 amino acids.
CGUGGGCGUGGGCGGUAGCGUCUGGGCGGCACGGGUGCCACCGCUGUUGGGUCGCCGUGGCGUCUCGCCCUCCGCGCUGGGCUUGGGGACCCCGCGCUGGGGAGGCCGGGCGCCUGGUGAACCCGGUGGGCUGUACCACUCGGGAUCCGUCGCACCAGACCUUCAAGCACUUUGUGCCAAAUUCUUACCACUUGCCACAUGAGUCCAAAUCAUGACGGACGCCAAGUAUGUCCUCUGCAAAUGGAGAGAGCGAUUAUGGCCUGCAAAGGUUUUGGCCAGAACUGAGAUGUCAACAACUAAGAGAAAAAAGGAAUUUUUUCUAAAAGUUCAAAUACUCUCCGUAGACAAAAAAAUGAAGGUGAAGAGCAAGAAUGCGGAGACCCUGAAGAGGUCCCACAUCGAGGACAUCGCUUCCUUACUGGCCUCACAGAACAAGGCUGCUGCUGAACCCAUGGAGGAGCUGACCUACAGACGGUCACUUCGAGUGGCUCUGGAUGUUCUGAAUGAGAGACCCUGUUUGCUGCAAGAAAGCUGCUCAAAGGAGGAAGGGACUGCUGGGUCUUCAGGAGAAAAGCACACAGAACCGGCUGCCUUGCUUUGUGAUCCCAGCUCUUCAUCUUCAGUCCAUGAAGCUGUGUCGGGCAGUUCUGGACCUAAGAGGGGAGAAUGUGCACACCUGAGGCUGGCAGGCUCUCCCACUUGUGAAAAGGACCCCAAGUGCCAAGUAGACCACAAGAAGGGGCUCGGGGAAAGAGAAAGCCCACUUACCCUGGUGUUCUCAGCCGGAGGUGGUUCUCAGGACAGGAGUGGAUCAAGGCUACACCUUGAAAAUCGGACGACCCCAAAUAAAAGGGGAAGAAGCUCAGCACAGGAGUCCGGCGGGUGUCAGAAUGGUCCUUCAGUUUCAGAGGGACAUUGGGAAAGAGAGAAUGAGGAAGAGGCGGGCAACCGGGCAGCCCUGAGCUCACCUUCCCGAGUUUGGGAACAUGGUCUGUGGGCCAAGGGGCGCCUCCCAGCUUUGCCAUGGAGCAGCCCGGCUCUGCACCCAGCCUGUCCAGAUGUGCGAAGCUUGCCUGCCAAGCAGCUAUGCCCGGAUGGCGGCCAGAGGUCAGGGCUGCAGGGCUGCAUGACUCUGCGCAGUGCCACCAGGCUCAGCCCGCACGCUCCCCAUGCACCUGCGGACAACAUGAGACUUCAGGCCCUGGAAGAAGACCGUGCCUCUUCUGAAGAGUCAAUGGAGCUUGACCCCAUUAAUUCCAUUCUGGAGGAGGACGAGGAGGAGGAGCUCCCAAGAAUCCUUUUAUAUCACGAACCACCUUCGUUUGAAGUAGGAAUGCUAGUCUGGCUUAAAUACCAAAAAUACCCCUUCUGGCCAGCAGUGGCAUUUGAGAUCCUGCCCAGCGCCCCAGUGUGGUGGAUGAGCUCAAAUGUAGCCAAGUUGCUGACUUUGCUUUUUCUCUACACCCGGACGCUGCAAACGGUCAAGAGUGUCAGGCGGAGAGACAAGAAAGCCAGCGUGCUUUUCAUCGAAGGACACAUGAACCCCAAAGGGAGAGGCAUCACAGUGCCUCUCAGAAGAUUGAAGCAUUUUGACUGCAAGGACAAGCAGGCGCUUCUGAAUAAGGCUAAGGAGGACUUUAACCAGGCCAUUGGCUGGUGCGUGUCCCUGAUCACCGACUAUAGGGUCCGGCUUGGCUGCGGUUCCUUCUCCGGCUCCUUCCUGGAAUACUACGCCGCUGAUAUCAGUUACCCUGUCCGCAAGUCCAUCCAGCAGGAUGUCUUGGGUACCCGGUUCCCUCAGCUCUGCCAGGAGGACCCCGAGGAGCCCACAGUAGGAAUCCUCUGGGGCAGGAGGCAGUCCUGCAGGAAAGUCCUGCCUGACAGGUCACGGGCCGCCCGGGACCGCGCCAACCAGAAGCUGGUAGAGUACAUCGUGAAGGCAAGGGGCGCUGAGAGCCACCUGCGGGCCAUCUUGAAGAACAAGAAGCCGUCCCGGUGGCUGAAGAUGUUUCUGAACUCGGGCCAGUAUGUGACGUGCGUGGAGACGUACCUGGAGGACGAGGAGCAGCUGGACCUGGUGGUGAAGUACCUGCAGCGUGUCUACCAAGAGAUGGGCAGCCGGGCGCUGACACGGGCCAAUGGUGACAGGGUCCGCUUCAUCCUGGACGUGCUCCUGCCUGAAGCCAUCAUCUGUGCGAUCUCUGCGGUGGAUGCAGUGGAUUAUAAGACGGCCGAGGAAAAGUACAUCAAAGGACCUUCGCUCGGCUACCGGGAAAAAGAAAUAUUUGAUAACCAGCUCCUAGAGGAAAGGAACCAGCGAUACUGACGUGGGAACAGCAGUCAUGUGUAGUGGCAUCUGCCCGCAGGCCCUGUUCUAUCACACUGAAGAUAGGACCUGUGUGUCGGAUCUGGCUGUGGCUUCUCUUUUCCUGGCUUUUUUUGGAAGGUACAGUUUCUGAAAGGUUUUUAAAAGGACAAGAGUGAUUUAUUUGACUGCUUUCUGUACUGUGACUGUACUGAAUAGUUUAAUAUAAGGUACACAUUUGUUUUUUAUGUUAAAAAGUAUUGUAUCCGAUAUUAAACAGGAGUUUUGAAAGCGU